This is a messenger RNA of Gadus macrocephalus (Pacific cod), 8498 nucleotides long. RefSeq names its product myopalladin (gene mypn). Bases 256 to 6915 code for a protein of 2219 amino acids. Gene Ontology annotation, biological process: synapse organization; homophilic cell-cell adhesion. Gene Ontology annotation, cellular component: axon; neuronal cell body; plasma membrane. The record is from RefSeq and is a predicted model, not a curated record. Gene Ontology annotation, molecular function: axon guidance receptor activity. Lineage: Eukaryota; Metazoa; Chordata; Actinopteri; Gadiformes; Gadidae. The transcript is spliced from 21 exons.
GCACAUGGCAAGGCCGCCCCAAAAUAACCUGAGACUACAGCGCUGACAAAUGUUGCUACUUUUACUGCUGACAGGGUUACCCUACCCUAGCGACUUGCCCCCAUGUUUUUUCCGGUAAACUCCAAGGUUCUCUCCGUGUGAGAGGCCGGGCAGCUGCCACCGUAAGGAUUUCCCCAAGGUGGGUGCCACCGGAAGACCAGGUUUGCUGUGAGGAUUUGCCGCUCCUAGACGGGGCCAGCUGGGGGGCUUAUUAGCAUGCAGGACCACAACGGCGCCGAGCCGCCGCAGCAGCUCCUGAGGGAGAGCUACCUGGCAGAGGCCCGCGCCCAGCAGCGCCACAGCGACAUGAGCCGCUCCGACUCCAGCAGCUCCCGCCGCCUCGUCUACGGGGGGCUCAAGGAGGCCCCCGACGAGCCCCCGGGGCCCGACCUGUCGGCCUUCCUCAGCCAGGAGGAGCUGGACGAGAGCGUCAACCUGGCGUGCCAGGCCAUCGGACACAAGCCCCGCGAGGAGAGGGCGGCGGAGAGGAAGGCCCCUCGAGGCGCGGCCCGUUCUGCGCCGACCGCGGCGACGCCUUCCUCGGCCGUCCCCACGGCGACCGUCUGCUCAGCGCCUUCGUCGUCUUCCUUCCCCGUCCCUCCCUCUGCCUCUUCGUCUUCGUCCUUCACUGUCACAGUCCCUCCCUCCUCAUCAUCGUCCUUCACCGUCCCUCCCUCUGCAUCUUCAUCCUCCUCCUUCACGGUCCCUCCUUCCUCAUCCUCCUCCUUCACGGUCCCUCCUUCUGCUCCUUCAUCCUCCUCCUUCAGCGUCCCUCCUUCCUCCUCAUCCCUCUCUGUCUCCGUCCCUCACUCUGCACCCUCCCCCCCCUCCUCCUCCUCCUCCUCCUUUGCUGUCCUCCCCCCGGCGGCCCCCGUGAGGAAGGAGCCCUCCCAGCUCCCACACGCGGCGGCGUUCAGAGCGGACACUAAGUCGGAGAGCGCUCCGGCUCUGGCAGCCAACGGCAUGAGCCACAGCAAGCCGCCGGGCGAGGCCCCCGCCCCCGACCCCGCCCGCUCGGCCAGGGGCCCCCCGGGCUUCGGCGUGGAGAACCAGUCCAAGAAGGAGUUCCUGAACAAGGCGGCGGACUUCAUCGAGGAGCUGUCCUCCCUGUUCAAGGCCAACAGCACCAAGAGGGUCCGGCCCCAAGGGUCCGGCCGCAAGACGCACAAGAGCCGCGCUCAGAAGGACCCCGAGGACCGGGACCGCCCGGUCGAGGCCCCCGGCCCCCCGGAGGAGGCGGCCGUGGAGAGCCGCCGGCCGAGCCCGGGGACCGCCCCCUACCCGCCGGAGCGGGAGGCUGCCCAACCUCUGCCCCCCCAGCAGGACGGCCCAGCGGGCGGGGCGCAGCAGACCCACGGUGACCCUCCCUCCCAGCAGGUGGAGGUGGAGGAGGAGGAGGAGGAGGGGGGGGGGGGGCAGCGAGAGGAGGAGGAGGAGGAGGAGGGGGCAGCGGGGAGACCUGCCCCGACGGAGCCCCCAUACUCAGAGGAGCCCGUCUGCGAGCCUCCCUGCUUCGUCCAGAAGCUGAAGAGCCGGGAGGUUCUGGAGGGCAGCAAGGUCCAGCUGGAUUGCACCGUGACAGGACUGCCCGUUCCCGAGGUCCGGUGGUUCUGCGAGGGCAAGGAGCUGGAGAACAGCCCGGACAUCCAGAUUUUGACCCUCGCCGGGCGCCACUCCCUCGUCAUCGCCGAGGCCUUCGAGGAAGACACCGGCCGCUACUCCUGCUUCGCCUCCAACUACUACGGCACCGACUCCACGUCGGCAGAGAUCUACGUGGAGGGCGCCUCGUCCACGGACUCGGAGGGAGAGCCGCCCGCUGAACACGUGCCCCGUCAAGUACAGAAAGCACAAACGCAUCCAGCCACGCCGUCCCCCCAGGCAGCCGACGUUGGAGCCGAUGACUCAGACGCCUCAAGUCAAACCACCAUCGUCUCCAUCACCCCCACCUCCGCCGCCGCCGCCGCCGCCGCCGCCGCCUCCACCCCCACAGCAGAGGAGGAUCAGCCCUAUCAGCACCCCCCCGUCGGGACGCUGAGAGAGGAGUCCCGCGUCCAGCCCGAAGCUCCUCCUCCGGCCCCGGAGUGCUCCUCCACCACAGCCACACCGUCUCUGUACGGGGAGCCCUCCGAGGCCCCCGUCGCCCCCCCGCCGUGUGCCCCCGCCCCCCCGCCAUCAGAGCCCCCGGAGGAGCCGGUUCCUGAACCCCUCCCCGGGGCGGGUCCUCAGCCGCUGGGUCUGGUGGAGGUGACCCCGGCGGAGGCCUACGGUCACGGGGCUCCGUCACAGACUCUCACCGUGGAGAAUCAGAACUCCACCCAGCUGUCCCAUCAGGAGCAGGACGUACGGCCCAUCAUGGCUGCUCCCGUGUUCACCAAGAGCCUCCAGGAGGUCAGUGCCCUGGAAGGCCAGCUGGUGGUGCUAGAGUGCCGUAUGAAGGGCGUGCCCUCCCCCAGGGUGGAGUGGUACAGAGAGGGAACAGUCAUAGAGGACUCCCCUGAUUUCAGGAUACUCCAGAAAAAACCCAGAUCCCACACUGAAUCAGAGGAGAUCUGCACGCUGGUCAUCGCCGAGGUGUUCCCCGAGGACUCCGGGAUGUUCACCUGCACGGCGAGCAACAAGUACGCCACGGUGUCGAGUCUCGGGCGGCUGCGGGUCAAAGGCAACGUCCGCGGCGGUGGCGGUGGCGAUGCGAGCACUCUGAGCGGCGCAGCGAUGGAGUCCGGCCAAGUCCGGGAAUCUUUCCUCCACGAGGUCUCGGCUGCCGCCCAGCACCGCCCCGAGGUGACCGUGACCACCAGUGUCAAGCCCCGCUCCAGCUCCGUCCGCCUGGAACCACUGAACUCCAGCUCCAACCGCAUUGAUUCACUCAGCUCCAGCUCCAUCCGCCUCGAACCGCUCAGCUCCAGCACCCUCCGUCUGGACCCCCUCAGCUCCAGCACCCUCCGUCUGGACCCCCUCAGCUCCAGCACCCUCCGUCUGGACCCCCUCAGCUCCAGCACCCUCCGUCUGGACCCCCUCAGCUCCAGCACCCUCCGUCUGGACCCCCUCAGCUGCAGCAUGAGCGGCAGCGUCAGCCUCCCCAGCCUCGACCCGCAGGCCUUGGGCGGCAGCUCCCGCGAGAGGAUCAGCUACACCAGCACCCCUCGCCUGGACCCCCAGUACCUGACCCCCCAGCACCUGAACCCCCCGGGCUCCGGGGAAUCGGCCCCCGGGCCCCUCGGCGUCGACCACGGCGCCCCGUUCUACCUGAAGCCCUUCGGCCUCACGGCGGAGCCGGAGCCGCCCCCGUACCGGCCCGCCCCGCCCGGCCCGGCCGCCCCCGAGGGCCCGCCCCCUAAGGUCAGGGCGCCCCCCGCCGUGGUGCCGCUCCCCGACCCCCCGGCCAACUCGUGUCUGAAGUCGAGCGCUCCGACGAACCCCAGGGAGCCGCGGCCGAGCGCCAAGGCCGGCCUCCGCGUCACCUUCCGGCUGCCGGAGGACGAGGAGGACGAGGAGCCGUGUGACCCGUCCGGCUGGCCGUACGAGGAAGGGCUGGCGGCCAGGGGACCGCCGCCCGUGCUGACCAAACCCAAGCUGGACCCAGCUCAGCUCCAGAUCUUACACAACCAGGUUCUCCUCGAGCAGCAGCAAGAUGGGGACUCACACUCGCACAGCAAAGCCCGACCCCAGUCUCCACCCUGGACCCAAUCCCAGUCCCUGAGCCAAUCCCAGUCCCUGAGCCAAUCCCAGUCCCUGAGCCAAUCCCAGUCCCUGAGCCAAUCCCAGUACCAGCCACCACCACAAAUUCAGUCCCAGACACAAUCGCAGCCAGCGCCUCACACCCAGUCCCAAUACCAGCCACCUCCUCAAGCCCUGAGCCAAUCACAGCCUCAGAUCUACUCCCAAUACCAGCCACCCCCUCAAGCCCAGUCCCUGACCCAAUCCCAGCCAUUACCACAAAGCCAGUCCCAGUAUCAGCCAGCACCUUACACCCAGUCUCUAACCCAAUGCCAGCCACCAGCUCAGAGCCAGGUCCAGACCCAAUCGCAGCCUCAGAUCUCAUCAGAGUCUGUGGUUUGGUCUCCCAGGUUGCCUCGGGAACCAACUCCGCAGCACUUCCUGCUGUACACCAACACCGCUGUAACCACGCAGUCCCAGGUCCCCGUGUCAGCCUACGCCAUGGCUCACACCGGUGUAACCACGCAGUCCCAGGUCCCUGUGUCAGCCUACACCAUGGCUCACACCGGUGUAACCACGCAGUCCCAGGUCCCCGUGUCAGCCUACACCAUGGCUCACACCGGUGUAACCACGCAGUCCCAGGUCCCCGUGUCAGCCUACGCCAUGGCUCACACCGGUGUAACCACGCAGUCCCAGGUCCCCGUGUCAGCCUACGCCAUGGCUCACACCGGUGUAACCACACAGUCCCAGGUCCCUGUGUCAGCCUACGCCAUGGCUCACACCGGUGUAACCACGCAGUCCCAGGUCCCUGUGUCAGCCUACGCCAUGGCUCACACCGGUGUAACCACGCAGUCCCAGGUCCCCGUGUCAGCCUACGCCAUGGCUCCUACAAUGCCAACGCUGACCUCCGGUCCGGCGGCGACUCUUCCCACCGCCCCAGCAGCCCAGCCGAACAGCGUUCCCGCUCCCGCCACCAGCCGCCCCUCCCCUCCGCAGCUUAAGAUGGCUCCGCCUGCGAGGCCCCAGCUGUCGACGCCGACGUCCCUGUACGACGCCCCUGCCGCGGCCGCCACUCCAACGAACACCAUCCACGCCUCCCACCUCAACCUGUCCCUCGCCGCCCUCUCCAAGUCCACGCCCCCCGGCCACUUCAGCUCUCCCCCCCCACCCCAGUUCCACGCCACCCCCUCGGACACCACCCAGGGCAGCCUCUCCUCCUCCCUGCAGGAGGUCACCUCCCCCACCCCCAUGCUGAGGAGCAGCUACGCCUCCCUCAUGAACCUGGGCCCCGCCGCGCCGAGCUCCGCCUACUCCCGGCCCCAGGAGUUCGUGGCGGCCCGGCUGCUGUCGCCGGUGACGAGCCCGUCCCCGACCGAGUCCCCGGUGCCGCUGCUCAACGAGCUGGCGGCCGAGUUCAACUCGUCGUCGGCGGCCAGCUCCCCGACCCUGCCGCCGUUCUCCCCGCCGCGCGUCUUCCCCACGCGGGUGCUCCGGUCGCCCGCCAGCCCCCUGUCCGUGACGUCCUCGCCGACGCUGAUCUCCGCCCCGUACCUCAACUCGGUGUUCGCGGGGCGGACGCAGUCGCCGCCGCAGGCUGCCUCCCCGGCCUCCAGCAGCUCCACGCCCAGCCCCAUCCAGAACCCCGUGGCCUUCCUCAGCUCCGUCCUGCCCUCGCUGCACAUCGCCAAGGGAACCAACUCCAUGGGGCUGCCCAAGAGCGCCCCGGCAGGGCAGUUGAGGAGGCUACCCAAAUCGCGGACGCCAUCCUCUGAAGAUAUCAGAGCCAGCAAAGAGGUGAUCCUCAACGACAUCGAAAGGAGGCUCAACGCCAAUCGCUUCAACGAUAAUUCUUCACCUUUUGGAUUUCAACAGAAGCUGAAAAAUGAGGGGAAACCAGCCAGCCGAUCCCUUGGACCAAACAUUCCUGCCCAUGUCUUUAACUAUGAUGAGGCGUACAAAGUGUCCAACUUCGAGCAGCGGCUGAUGAGCGAGAUCGAGUUCCGGCUGGAGCGCACGCCGGUGGAGGAGUCGGACGACGAGGUUCACCACGACGCCGUCCCUACGGGCCGCUGCAUCGCCCCCGUCUUCGACAAGAAGCUCAAGAACUUCCGGGCCAUGGAGGGGGUGCCCGUCACGCUCUCCUGCAAGCUGGUGGGGAUCCCCAUUCCCAAGGUGUACUGGUUCAAAGACGGAAAGCAGAUCUUGCGAAAGAACGUUCACUAUAAGAAGAUACGAGAGGGCGACGGAACCUGUGCCUUGCACAUCGACUGCACCACCAACGACGACGAUGGGAACUACACCGUCAUGGCGGCUAAUCCCCAGGGUAGGAUCAGCUGCUCGGGCCAUUUGAUCGUCCAGACGGGUGCUUCCCGGAACAGGAUGACACCCAUUCACUCUCAGAGGGUGAAGACCCGCAUACAGGAAGUAGAGGACGGCGAGCCGAGCCAGGAACGCUUCUUUCAGCCUCACUUCCUGCAGGCUCCGGGGGACAUGGUAGCCCACGAGGGGAGACUGUGCCGACUCGACUGUAAGGUGAGCGGCCUGCCCAACCCGGAGCUGAUGUGGUUGGUCAACGGGAAGCCGAUCUACCCGGACAUAUUUCACAGGAUGUUGGUGCGGGAGAACGGCGUCCACUCGCUGGUCAUCGACCCCGUGGUGCAGAACCAUGCCGGUGUCUACACCUGCAUCGCAAGCAACAAAGCCGGCCAGAGCUCCUUCUGCCUAGACCUGAAGGUGUUAGAGAAGGAGGUGAAGCACCCUCCGCACUUUGUGGAGAAGCUGCAGAACUGCGGGAUCCCGGAGGGAAACCCGGCUAGGCUGGAGUGCCGCGUGUCGGGAAUGCCUCCUCCGGCGCUGUUCUGGAAGAAGGACAAUGACACGAUCCCUAGAAAUAAGGACAGAUUCAGCAUGCAUCAAGAUGCCACUGGGUACGUGUGUCUCCUAGUCCAGCCAACCAGGAAAGAGGAUGCUGGCUGGUACACGGUCUCGGCUAAAAAUGAGGCUGGCAUAGUGUCAUGCACCUCCAGACUAGACAUUUAUGCCCAAUGGCACCAGAGUAUCCCCACGCCCAUGAAGACGGCCCCGCGCACGGGGUCCCGCUACGCAGCCCUCACGGGCCAGGGGCUGGACAUCAAGUCGGCUUUCCCUUCCACUGAGAGCGGACCCAUCCUGUUCUCCAGCUCUCCGCGGGAGUCGCAGCUGGAGAGCGACGAGCUCUGAGCUGUGAGCCUCCGCCGAACGGGAUCACGCACAGCACUGCCCCCGGUCGGAGCUCUGGUGGGGUUUGGGCCGACGGAUCCUCGCUGUGAUUCUACGCUGCAACACGCAUCGUCAAAACCGUUGUGUGGUAGCAAACAUGACAAGUAAUGCAUCGAAAGUUAGAGUGAAAGUAACAUGGCUGUAGUGACUGGCACCUGUGUCAAAUGACAUACCUAGCAGAUGGAUGACUGAAGGGCUGGUUAUGGCUCCACGUCGACGCAACGCAAGGGGGUUUAUGGACCCCUUACGUCCUUGCGGACCCUCCUUGCGUCCACCGCAAGGGCCGGACGUGCGCCUCCCAAAAAUUGUAACCUUGCGUCGAGGAGACGCAGCAACAGGGGCUGUGAUUGGUCCGCUUACUAAAAACCAGACACGGAACCAAUACAGGUUCACGACUGCGUCGAAGCGUCUGCGUGGUCAUUGCGUUGCGUCGACGUGGAACCAUAACUGAGCCUUAAGUAACGACUCCAGUUUAUUGGUGGCAUUUAGAGAUUAGAGCAUUAUAUUCUGCAUUAUGCGUGCAGAAAUACAGGAUGGUUUUGCAAAGUCUUAGUCCACAUCCCACCAGUCACACAUGGGAAUGUUUGUCUGUGUUGUGGAAGAUUUUAAUCCCCUUCAUCUUUUUCUACAUCAUAGUCUGCAUUUUUUAGACGCAUUUUCGGUUUCUUUCAGUUCAAACUCUGUUCUUAAUAAUUGUAUGACAUUUUAUUUAUACAGUCCCACAGAUUAUUUUGACAAUGUUUUAUUUUGUAUUGCAACAUCUAUAUAGUUGUGGUAAUAAUAAUUGCUUUAAAUGUUAUUUAAAAUGACAUAUACCUUCAUAGCGUUUUAUUGUCAUACAUAUUCACAUAUACAUUAGAUAUUUUCAGUGAAUAUGAACAUCGCUGAAUGUUUUAUUGUUGAUUUAAUUUGUUACAAAAAGGAUGCACUCUUUAAUGAUAAGCUCAACGUAAUUUUCAAACCAUUAACUAUUUUGAACCGUGUGUGUGUUUGUCUUUGUGUUUGUGUGUGCGUGUGCGUGUGUGUGUGAGCAUGCCGGUAAGCAUGGGGAAUGUUGUGAAGCUAGAUCCGUAUAAAUGCAGAUCAUUGAGAGAUUGAAGGAUGACAUGGUUGGCAGGUCCUAUGACGGCUGUCAAUGCUGUGUGCUUAACCUAGCUUCACAUUCAUGGUUUUGCACUUCAAAAACAAUAUAAUAUAUUUUUAUUAUAUUAUUUAUAUUUUAUAAUAAGCUGUACACCCUACAGCUUAUUGUGCCAAACUAAUUUGUGGGUAAUGAGUUCUAUAGACUGAACUCCGACGUAUCACAACUCAGUUAUCACCCGCACCAGAUACCAAUAGAUUGAAUUUAUUUCUUGCCAAACACAUGUAUUGGUUUACUACAGAAAAUGUAUGCAUUCACAAAUCGGACAUACAUGUCAAAGAUGUGAGGACGUCAUGUCUUUAAUAAUCAAGGCAGUUUGGAUCCAGUGAGGGUGUUUGGAAAAAAAAAAAGAAACUGCUUUCAAAGCACAUAUUUUAAUGAUGUAAAGUUGCACAAUGUAAAA